AUGCAUCUGCACUCACCUUAUAGACUGGGCCCUGAGUUCCAGGACAAGAUUCGAGACUUUGGAUACUCCAAUCACGGCAAUCACAACUCCAUGAGCUUAUUACAGACUGCAGAGCUGUAUGGAUGUCAAGAUACAAGUGUUGCUACCUCCUCUGCCACAAACCAGCCCUCUUUUGGAAGCGACUUAGACCGUAAUUUCAAGAAAUUGGUGCGCCAGUUGCCUUCCCAGGCCUGCAUCGACAUAUUGGUCCAAACGUUUUUCUCUAAUGUCAAUUGGCAGUAUGAUUUGCUAGACGAGGAAGGCUUUGGCGAAGACCUCGACGCAUGGAGAAAGCUCUCAUAUUCUGAACUUCAAGUGGGCUUAGAAAGAUUCACGCCGCGGACCCUUGCGUUCCCUGCACUACUGUUUCAAGUCCUUGCGCAUGCGCUUCUUUUUCACCCUCCUCAUGACGAACUUGUCAGUUCUCUUAUGAAUAUGGCUGGUAUGACUUUCCAUGAUCUCGCGGCCGAACAUAGUGAUUCAGGUGUUGAAUUACUCGCUCUUCUGGGGAAAAAGGAUAUCACAGUCUCCAUGGUACAAGCAGGCUUGCUACGAGCCUCAUUUUUGAAAAGUAGUGGCAAAGUUGUUGAAGCCUGGCAUGUACUUGGGGCAACAAUCCGCGAUGCACAGGAAAUUGGUCUGCAUACUGGACGAGUUGUAUCUGAACUAUCUUCGAUCAACCUCAAGCGUGAGAGAAGAUAUUCCAGAUUCGUUGGUCACAAAAUCUGGGUGGUCCUGCAUAUUUGGGACGUUCACAUGGCUGUCGUUCUCGGCCGACCGAUUGCCACUGAUUUCCAAAUAGACCGAUUCGCUUGCGCUAUAGAGGACGUUGAAAUGCGGCGAGACUUGUUCUCGCAUUGGCAAACCGAGACUGAUCUCCCUCGACCAUUUGACAUUGUCCUCGCCGGCUAUAAUGUGGCUUAUCGAUAUUUCAAGGACAUUCACCAAAUAGAACAAAACGGUGCUAAGUACCAAGACUACCACACGGUUGAACAUAUUCACGCCGCAAUCAAGAGAAAUUCCGAGCUUUUACCGUCUUGGUGCCGUCUGGUAAACCCAGAUACGAAGUUUGAUCGAUUACGCGGGUGCGAAUGGUUACCUGUUGCCCGAGAAGGACUGUCCUCGCUAAUCUACUUGGUUGUUCUCGCACUUCAUCGACCCUUCAUAUUCUCUGUCGCCAAUAGUCGCACUGAAGCCCUCAAAGCUGGACUAUGCAUUCUUCGUGCACAGGAACGACUAGUUCAACAGUUAGAGCCGUACCAGUGCAAGGUUUUCAAUCCGGUCUACGCUUCUUUCGAUGCGAUUGUCCUGAUUGCAGCGCUCUGCCUCGUCUUUCCGACCGAGGAUAUCGAACUACGAGCAGAGUGUAUAUACGGUAUUGAGAGAGGGAUGCAACGGCUGGGAACUAUUGGUCAAUCCAAUGCUAUGGCAAAGUCCGCGCAUGGCAUUGUGUGUAGCUUAUACCACCGCCUCGGUAUCUCCGAAACUGCAGAAGACGCCAGAGAAUGUUCCAGCGAUUCACAAUGGAUCUCACCUAAGACCACAGGUUUUCAUAAUUCGACACAAUCAGCACUUUCUUUUGAUUCCGUGCUACCUCCACGUCCAACCCAUGACCUAUUCUAUGACCACCUAUCCAUCUCGCAAACUCCGAUGGCUGAUACACCAAACAGUUUAUCAUUUGACCCUCUAACUGUUGACCUUACUAAUGGAUGGGAUUUCACGGGAACUUUCUCAGAUACCAGCUUCUGGAAUUUAAUAAAUGAGUGA
Molecule: messenger RNA, 1806 nt
Organism: Penicillium griseofulvum
Lineage: Eukaryota; Fungi; Ascomycota; Eurotiomycetes; Eurotiales; Aspergillaceae
Product: fungal specific transcription factor domain-containing protein
Exons: 1
Coding region: 1-1806 (601 amino acids)
Biological process (GO): DNA-templated transcription
Cellular component (GO): nucleus
Molecular function (GO): zinc ion binding; DNA binding
Source: RefSeq, a predicted model, not a curated record